Molecule: messenger RNA, 435 nt
Organism: Lottia gigantea (owl limpet)
Lineage: Eukaryota; Metazoa; Mollusca; Gastropoda; Lottiidae
Exons: 3
Source: RefSeq, a predicted model, not a curated record
CUGGUGGUUUAUUGUCAUUGUGGGCUGGUGGUUUAUUGUCAUUGGGAACUAGUGGUUUAUUGCCAUUGGGGCCUGGUGGUUUAUUGCCAUUGGGACCUGGAAGUUUAUUGCAUUGUUUAUUGCUAUUGGGGCCUGGAGGUUUAUUGCCAUUGGGGCCUGGAGGUUCAAUGUUAUUGGUGCCUGGAGGUUUAUUGCCAUUGUGACCAGGUGGUUUACUGCAGUUGGGAACUGGUUGUUUAUUGCCAUUGGGGUCUGGUGGUUUAUUGCUAUUGGGGCCUGGAGGUUUAUUGCCAUUGGGGCCUGGAGGUUCAAUGUUAUUGGUGCCUGGAGGUUUAUUGCCAUUGUGACCAGGUGGUUUACUGCAGUUGGGAACUGGUUGUUUAUUGCCAUUGGGGUCUGGUGGUUUAUUGCCAUUGGGGCCUGGUGGUUUAUUGA